Cervus elaphus (red deer) is the source of this 1219-nucleotide messenger RNA. RefSeq names its product olfactory receptor 2AE1. Gene Ontology annotation, molecular function: G protein-coupled receptor activity; olfactory receptor activity. Gene Ontology annotation, cellular component: membrane. NCBI's taxonomy places the organism in Eukaryota, Metazoa, Chordata, Mammalia, Artiodactyla, Cervidae. The coding region runs from base 353 to 1219 and encodes 288 amino acids. Gene Ontology annotation, biological process: G protein-coupled receptor signaling pathway. The record is from RefSeq and is a predicted model, not a curated record. The transcript has a single exon.
AGUCUGGGACUAAUAGAGUCUAGGUAUUCUGAAAUUUCAGAGUGAUCAUAUUUGUAAGCAGGGAUUUGAAGUCCUCUUUUUUUAAAAUAGAGAAACUUCAAUAAUCAGAGCUGUUGAAUAAUUAGAACUAGAAAAAUAUUAUUCUUCAAAAUUCUUCUGUGGAUGGAAAGAUGCUCGUUGUCAGGUUGGAUGAACCCCAGUAUUUCUGACACCACAUUUCAUCUCCGCUUCCUGCUUCCCAGGGGCUGAGGGAGGGCAGACGUGGCAGAGGAAUCAGUCCUCUCUGGCAGACUUCGUCCUGGAGGGGCUCUUUGAUGACUCUCUCGCCCACCUUUUCCUUUUCUCCUUGACCAUGGUGGUCUUCCUUAUUGCCGUGAGUGGCAACACCCUCACCCUUCUCCUCAUCUGUGCCGAUCCCCGGCUUCAUACACCCAUGUACCUCCUCCUCAGCCAGCUCUCCCUCAUGGAUCUGAUGCCCGUCUCUACAACCAUCCCCAAGAUGGCGACCAACUACCUAUCUGGCCAGAAGUCCAUCUCCUUUGUGGGCUGUGCGACCCAGCACUUCCUCUAUCUGACUCUGGGUGGGGCGGAGUGUCUUCUCCUAACUUUCAUGUCCUACGACCGCUACGUUGCCAUCUGCCAUCCACUGCGCUACACUGUUCUCAUGAACAGAAAGGUGACGCUAAUGAUGGCUGCCACGUCUUGGUUGGGAGCAUCCCUGAAUUCCCUAAUUUACACGGCAAGCUUGAUGCACUUCCCUUUCUGUGGGCCUCGACAAAUCCACCACUUCUACUGUGAGUUUCCAGCUGUUGUGAAGCUGGUAUGUGGAGACAUCCCUGUGUAUGAGGCCACAGUAUACAUCAGUACCCUCCUCCUCCUCCUCCUCCCCAUCCUCUUGGUUUCUGCAUCCUAUGUCUUCAUCCUCCACAGUGUCAUUCAGAUGCGUGCAGCUGGGAGUAAGAGAAAUGCCUUUGCCACUUGCAGCUCUCACCUCACUGUGGUUUCCCUCUGGUUUGGUGCUUGCAUCUUCUCAUACAUGAGGCCCAGGUCCCAGCGCACUCCACUGCAAGACAAAGUUGGUUCUGUGUUCUACAGCAUCAUCACUCCCACAUUGAAUCCGUUGAUUUAUACUCUCCGGAAUAAGGAUGUAGCUAAGGCUCUGAGGAGGGUGCUGGGGAGAGACCUUAUCACUCAAAGAUCGCAAGUGCAGUUAUCCUGA